AUGGCUGCCUCCAAGCUAAUCGAGCCGCUAUCAGGCACUGCCGUCCCCCGUUGGCAGCUCGCUCUGCUGGUCGGCGUGCCCAUCGUGUUCGGGGUGGGAGCCUUGUAUCUAUUGGAACGCAUGAGUCUUGUGGAUCAUGCCCGAGAGGCACAUCAAAAAGGCAUCAAAUACUUUAAUGCCGCCAAGUACCAGAACGCCAUCCACUGUUUCACAGAGGCCAUUGAAAUCUGCCCCACUGAAAAGAAGAGAGACCUGUCGGAGUUCUAUCACAACCGGGCGUGGGCGCAUGAGCAGCAGAUGAAAUGGACUGAGGUGGUGAGAGACUGCACAGAGGCAGUAACGCGCAACCCACAUUGCAUAAAAGCUUUCCUAAAGAGGGCCAAAGCUCAUGAGAAACUGGACAAUAAGAAAGAAUGCCUGGAGGAUAGCAUCGCUGUGUCUAUCAUGGAGGACUACCGGAACAUGGAGAUUAGGGAUCCAUUAAGAAAAAUAAUCAGACGGAUGGGAAAUGAGGCCCUAGACGAAUAUGAGAACCGAGAGUGGACGAUGCCUUCUCCUCAGUACAUCAAAUCCUACUUUGGUUGUUUCACCGAUGACAUCAUCUCGCAGCCGCUGCAGAAGGGCGAGAAGAAAGAUGAAGACGAGGACAAUGAGGGCGAGGCCUCCGAGGUCACAGCUAGUUCGGGCUACCUGAAAGCCAAGCACUACAUGGAAGAGGAGGAAUACGACAAAAUCAUCAGCGAAUGCACUAAGGAGGUGGACUCGGAGGGCCGCUACUUGGCUGAGGCGCUGCUCCUACGCGGCACUUUUCACCUGUUGACUGCCAACUUCGUGGCCGCUGAGGCCGACUUGGACCGCAUCAUCAAUAUGCAGGAAGCCAACGUCAAGCUGCGUGCCAACGCCCUCAUCAAGCGUGGGAGCCUGUACAACCAGACUAACGAACGCAUCCUUUCCAGACAGCACUUCAACAUGGCAGCAGAGAUCGACGCAUGCAAUCCCGAUGUGUACCAUCACAGGGGGCAGCUUAAGAUGGUGCUGGACCAGGCGUCAGGAGCUCUAGAAGACUUUGACAAAAGCAUCCUGCUCAGAUCUGACUUUGCUCUCACCCAGGCGCAGAGGUCCUUCGCUCUGUUCACACAAGAAUUCACCUGGCUCUUCCAAUCCAGAAAAGCAAUUCAACAAGCCCUGGAUGGAUUCAAGGACGUUAUCAAAAGGUUUCCCACUUGUGCAGAGGGCUACGCACUAUACGCUCAGGCUUUAACCAUGUGUAAACUGUUCGGAGAGGCAGACGAGAUGUACGACAAGUGUAUUGAACUGGAACCAGACAACGCCACCCAUUAUGUUUACAAAGGAUUAUUACAGCUCCGGUGGAAACGAGACCUGGACUGGGCAAGCAAGUCUGAGUUGUGCCUGGACCUCAUCAGAAAAGCCAUCGAAAUCGACAACAAAUGCGCCUUUGCUUACGAAUCAAUGGGAUGUGUCGAACUUCUAAGGGGUAAUUACGAUAAGGCAAUCGAAAUGUCCACCAAGGCUUUGGACUUGGCUAAAACGCCGAAUGACGUGGGCACCCAUUACACAAGGUGCGAAGCAGCGUACGCCCACAGAGAGGUAUUCAGGAAGUACGGCAUCAGGUAA
Nerophis lumbriciformis (worm pipefish) is the source of this 1635-nucleotide messenger RNA. The record is from RefSeq and is a predicted model, not a curated record. NCBI's taxonomy places the organism in Eukaryota, Metazoa, Chordata, Actinopteri, Syngnathiformes, Syngnathidae.